Messenger RNA from Rhipicephalus sanguineus (brown dog tick), 4991 nucleotides. RefSeq lists its product as uncharacterized. Lineage: Eukaryota; Metazoa; Arthropoda; Arachnida; Ixodida; Ixodidae. The transcript is spliced from 2 exons. The coding region runs from base 216 to 878 and encodes 220 amino acids. The record is from RefSeq and is a predicted model, not a curated record.
GACACCACGCGAUGGCAGCUGUUGCACCUGUUGUUUAUCAACGUAAUUCUUAUUCUCUCUCCGUUUUCAUCAUCUGUACAACUCUAAGGACGCUGAUAUUUUGAACAGACGUUCAUUUUUGAGUGCGUGAAUAUGUGACGCGUUAUUGUAAAACCUUUUUUUGUCGCUAACAUCUCCGGUGCAGUAGGAGUACACGUAUUCGUAACAGGCACAAGAUGAACCUGCCACACUUUCGUCGAAAAAGAAUUUUGGCAUACCUGGUCGCGGCAGGCCUUCUGCUGGUCACUCUCAACUACAUCCUCAAGUCAGAAGAAGCCAAUGGCUGUGGCCGAACAUCUGAAACUGGACCAUGCCUCCUGUCACUUUUUCCAAAGGUGUUGGACUCGCUCACAGCCCAGGGUGUCUCGAGUUACUUGUGCUAUUAUGCCCUCUGGGGUGCGUUGAAAGACCAGCAGCCAUUGCCUUGGACCAACAAGGUCGAGCUUUGUCUCCGUAACGAAGAGCUCUCUGACCUCGACGAAGGCCAACUGUUGAAGUCGUUUCGUAGAUACGGCGUAAACGCCUAUUAUGACUCGGCGAACGGGCUCUACAGAGCGAAACUCAAGGACGGAAGCAGCGCCUGUGAGGUGUACCUGUACGUCUUUGAGGAAGACAAAAUCGUUCACCGCGUGCGUAGAGUCGGCUGGAAAAACAGACUGCUGCCGCCCGAUUCAUGUGACACAUUGCAUUGCUUUCCAGUGUCCCUGCUGACACCCCCGCUCAAAGAGACAACGUUCCUGGGAGCCACGGUGAAUGUUCCACAUGAUGGCAUCGAAGUGCUCAAGUACAUGUUCCCCGACUCGUGGUGGAAAGGCGAGGUGCCACCAAAGUGUGACUAAAUGUCGCCGUGAAACAUGAUAGAAUACCCCUUCUGGUACUUUUUUGCCUUUCAGUUUUGUGGAUAUUACACUUAUAGUGACUAAUCGGAUCGUUCAUGAUUACCCAAGGUAGUUUUGGAAUAUUUCUCCAGAAUGCAAAAACAUUAUCUGAUGUCAGGCCUGUUGAAUUGAAAUGUCCCUUGCCACUAAUCAUCAUUUUCUGAGCCAGUAGCUAAAAAGCUUUGAGAUGCUUUAGGUGCUUCGUGUUUCUUUUUAAUUGAUGACAAUAUUAAUGAUUUUUAUUGGGUGCACAGAGCAGUUUGAAUGUGACAUCUGUGGAACCGCAGCUCCUGUCAUUGCCUUUCCACACCCUUUAUGAAAGUAGAAAUUGCUGUGUAGACAUACGUUUAUGAGCACAUUGACUAGGAGCAUUUUCUUGUGUGUGUGCAUUAUAUAUUGUUUAAGCUUUUUCAUCACUGGCAGCAUUCCCUUUCUGCUCUCCUUUCUUUGAGUAUGAUGGAAAUUUGCCCAUACAUUCACUACGACCUCAUCUAGUCACUUCAUAUUCAUACAUAACAGAAUGUUGUCUUAAUAGUUGUAAUCAUGUUUGCCGUUGUUGCAGUUAAAAUCUUUGUGAGGGCACUUUUCUAAUGCCUUUCUAAGAAGUCACUGUGUUUUGAUAGAGCUUAUCAUUCAGCAUUUUCUUAGUUUUGUGGUUAUGGCUUUCCCACUUUUCAGCCACCAAAUCAUAAAAAAUAUUCCAUAUAUUGCAGCAUAAUCUGUAGUGCGUUUAGCUCAGCUAACACAAGAGCCAUUAGUUGGGUUAUUCAUUACAGUCAAACAUUACUACAUACCUCAAUUGUUCAGGUAUAUUACAUCCUGAACGUCUCUUAUGCUCCCACCAUGCAGUCAUUUAUUAUUCCCUGUAGGCAUGUAUGUGCCCUGAAUAGUUACCCAAUUUUACUUGUUUUUAUUCUUUUUUACAUUACCAUUGUGAUGCUGUUCUUUUACAGUUGUACUUAGUAGUUAAGUUGCCUACAUACAAAAUUUUGCAAAAAAAUGGAUCAUACUGCUGUGCUUAUAUCAGAAGAAUUUAUCCAUGGCUUCAGUCUGUGUUAUCCAAGCUGUGAUUCUUGGAGAAGUGACACGUUUUGUACAUAACUAAUAUCCUGAUAAGUUUGACAUGUUCUGCAAGUAAUAUAAGCUUAUGCCUCACAUGCAUAUCUAGUAGAUAGCCCAAACCUAGUCUUUCAUUUACCUGUCAUUGUAUAGUCAUGUUUGUACCUGUUUGUGACUAAGUCGUGUAUACCCAGUUUUUUCAUUCUGUAUUUUGAGUGUUACAACAAUUUAAAUUAUCUUGCUUCAAACUAAGUGUUCUCACGAUUUGAGGCACAUGUGUUUUAGAGCUGCUAACUUGUGUGGCGUGUGCUGGGUGCGGCAUGGAAUUUUCCUAUAUAUACUGCAUUCAAUUUUAGGCUUUCUCAAUCAACCUUGUAUCAUUAACUUGUGGUCAUACAUGAUUAUCCCCCAUAAAAGAGAAGCUGGCUGUCAGUUACGUCAACUGAACCUUUGCACUGCAACAAAUGGUUACAAUUUUCUCUUAAAAUUAUUAGUUGAAUGUAGUGAAGCUGUGACAUUUGGCAAUUAUAUGUCGAGUAAGCUGCAAUUGUCAUUGAUUCCUUAAAGUGGCUGCACUGUUGUGCAAGUCCUUAUAUUUUUAAAGCAUGCUGUCAGUUUUAUAUAGCUAUACUUGGGCUGUGGUAAAACAUGCACCAUGGUUGUGAAGCCCUAGGAGGAACUACCUAUAUGUAUACAUAGACUUCAGCCUUGUACAGUCAUUGUAAGAUUGAAACCCAGCACUGUUGCAAGAUGGCAAUUUUGUAGGGGUGUGCGAAUAUUCGAAAUUUCGAAUAAUUUUCGAAUAGUGUUUGCUAUUCGAUUCGAUUCGCACUGAAAUUUUACUAUUCGAACUAUUCGAACUUCCCAAAGACAAAUGCAGUGAACGUACGAUUGACAGUGACCCCUUCAGAUUUUUAGUAUGCUUCACCUCAUUACACCCUCGUAUUGCGGCAAAGCUGCCUUUCAAGCUCCGUUACGGUUGAACUUAGCCAAGGGACAAAGUCCGGUUCGAAACGGUCCCUAGAUUUUUAAUAUGCUUUACCUCAUCACACCCCAGUAUUGCGGCAAAGCUGCCUUUCAAGCUCCGUUACGGUCGAACUUGGACAAGAGACAGUCAACGUCCGUUUGGAAGUGGUCCCUAGAUUUUCAAUAUGCUUCACCUCAUCACACCCCCGUAUUGAGGCAAAGCUGCCUUUCACGCUCCGCUACGGUCGCAAAUGUAUUAACUCACGAAAACGCUGGUUCCAAUAUGGAGAUGAAAGAUUUGGCAGAGUUGGGGACUCAAUUAAUGCUGUUUUGGACCUGAAAUUUGGGCAGGAAGUCCGAAAAAUCGGACGCCAAAGCUUUUUAGCAUCCAAAAUUUCAGAUGAUCUUAUAUAUCGACGUCUACGAGGCAGAUUUGGAACUCCGGACUUGAAGGGAGCACACCCUUGUCCGCCACAUCAGUUGGCCUUCCACAGCAGUUGAAGGAGGAGGAGAGGCUGAGGAAAUGGCAUCUUUGCCUAUCACGUGUAAAGUGUUGUCGGCAACACUUUGGUUGCACCAAAUCGUGUACAUAAAUACAAUUCGGCCUCUACAUUGCCUCACUCUUGAUAAGAAAGACAACUAUGAAAUAUGACCCCACCAGCACUUCAUCAACCUAGCGAAAAAAAACACUUUGAUGUUGCGAUCUCACAAGAACAUACUUAGGGAUUCUCUGCAACUUUUUCUGUAAUUUCACUUCGAAUUAUUCGAAAAAUGUUUGAGAAGUAUUCGAAAAUUAUUCGAAAUUAUUCGAUUCGAUUCGCACUCAAUCUUUAUUAUUCGAAUUCGUUUCGCACCCAAAAUUUUGCUAUUCGCACAGCUCUACAAUUUUGUCCAAGUGUAAUUUUCGUUCAUACACUCAUACAAAAUCUUACAAAAUUGCACCACUAUUAAGAAGUGUAAGUACAUCAAGCAAGUAGUCCGGGAAAAAAGGUGUACACUUACUUGCAAUUCAGAUCUGUGGAUGACUGGAGGUUUCUAGUUUUGCAAACCAGUACCUUGUGUGCACAAGAGUAACGUGUCGUUCCUGUUGGCACACAAAUUUAUUCUUUAUUGACAAUUGUUACCUGCAUUCCUUUGUGUCAUUAAUACUUGUGAAAAGCACCUCGCUUUAUGUUUAGAAUCACACUUUGAAUGUAAUGCAUUUUGCUUUCUUCUGUUUCAAUUUGCUUCUUCAGAGUGCACAAACUUGGCCACUGGGCAACUAGGCUUUGCAGGAAAGCUAAGCAGGUGGGAGUCGACCUUUCCGAUUGGCACUAAUGUCUUGAGUGUGUACAUGGAAGGAAGUACACGAGGCUCGAAGAAGCUCGAGUCUCUACCGUGACGUGCGCCAGCAGCUGGUAUUCAGAAACGCACUUGCCACGGCAACUGCCCAUAUUACAAGAGCUAAUGAUGGCAGAGUGCCAUGCAUGUCACAGUUUUGUUAGAAUUUCUAUUAUCAGGAUUUGCUCCACAGGUUAGUGCAUCACUGUAACAGAUUGCAGAUGCACAACAUCAUGAAAUAUGCUUAUGACACAUCCUUGCUUCAAGCAAUUGUGGUGUUGCUUUUAACAAGACGGAAAUUAAGGGUAACAUGGAGGCUUGACAUGAUCAGAAAUCAUCAAACAAGGAGCGUCACUGAUGCAGAUUUGUACACAAUGGGACUUGUCUUUUUCAGUCCUCAAGAAAAGCCCCUUGUCGAAGCAUUGGCUCCAGAGACAUUCCUUGUUUGAUUUCUCAUUACUUUUGUUCUUGUGAUUAAUGAAAAAUGAACCUGCAGCAUUAUAUUUGUGCAAAUAAGCAUCUUCAGUUGAUUGCACUAUGCAUGUAAUAGCAGCUUGAAUGCAGUAUUCAUUGUAAGGUGUGUGGUAUGUGCAUAUAAUGGCCAAGGCAAAAGCUUACUAUUGUUGGUGUUUCUCUGCUACACAAUUUUUACUUAUGUAAACUACCUAUGCUGGCUCAUUGUUCAGGAGGUUAAACUGAAUGAAGUAAUUAAAGCUAUACUUCACUGAA